Magallana angulata is the source of this 1127-nucleotide messenger RNA. RefSeq names its product ribonuclease Oy. Gene Ontology annotation, cellular component: extracellular region. The transcript has 10 exons. Lineage: Eukaryota; Metazoa; Mollusca; Bivalvia; Ostreida; Ostreidae. Gene Ontology annotation, biological process: RNA catabolic process. The record is from RefSeq and is a predicted model, not a curated record. Gene Ontology annotation, molecular function: ribonuclease T2 activity; RNA binding. The coding region runs from base 307 to 1035 and encodes 242 amino acids.
GACAAACAACUGUUACUUUUAUAUUGCCUUUGUUCACCAAAGCCUAGAAUGUAAUUGUCAUUAACUUAAUAUCUUAAGUUUUGAUUUAUUUAUUUUUCAAAAGAAACCCCCGUCCGCGCCGAUAACAAAAGCAAGAUAGAUCUCCGGAGAGCCAAGGGUCGUAAGCAAGUCAUGUGAUGUUUAUGUUAUUGAACUAUAAACAAGGAUAAAGAUUUGGUGUCAUUCACGUAAAUCUCGUGGAAGGCGCAGAACUUUUUUGAAAACUGUUAGCAGGUAUGUUCAUUACCUUACUUAUAUCAGGUUGAUAUGAUGGAUUUUUGUCAAAUGUUGGCCAUUUUUCUCUUUUGCCUGAUGAGCAUAUGUUCUGCAAAGGACUGGAACUAUUUCACAUUUGCCCAGCAGUGGCCAAUAGCUGUAUGCGCAGAGCACAAAUCAUGCUUCAUACCAGAUUCUGUAGUGGGAUGGGGGAUACAUGGUUUAUGGCCAUCAUCAGACACUGAAUCUAAAGGACCCGAGAAUUGCAAUGGAUCAUGGCCUUUUGACAUCAAUAAUGUGAUGCCACUGGUACCAGAGUUGAAGAAGUAUUGGCCAAAUCUAUAUCCAGAUACCAAAGCAAACAGUUUCUGGGAACAUGAAUGGAGUAAACAUGGCACUUGUGCUACCUCCCUCCCUGCUACCUCCAACGAACUGAAAUACUUUGGCAUGGGACUCAAGCUGCAUGCAAAGUACAACAUUUCAAGGAUUCUUGUGAAUCAAGGGAUUUUACCCAGUAAAACAGCAGGAUAUAUGAUCAACGAAACAGAGGCAGCAGUGAAGAGGGAACUGGGAGUGGAUGCAGUGAUUGAGUGUGUCUAUGACAAGGAAAAAACAAAGAAGCAGCUACUGUAUGAAAUAUCCAUCUGUCUCACCAAGGAAUUUGAGUUGAUUUCCUGUAACAAAAAGGAAGUCUCCGAGACCACUUGCCCGAGGAAGGAACCGUUCUUCUACCCCCCUGUCCAUGAUGACUUCCCCCAGAUUGACAUCUCCGUAAUUUGAUUGGCGUAUCUACCCUUUUGUGUUCAUUGCAACUCAAAGAUCUGAUCAUUUCUUACCCGUGAUAGCAGCCAGCACCUGAUGCAUGCACUCUG